UCUCCUUUCGUAACUAACCAUAAUUUAAUACCAGGAAUUGUCUGUCAUAAAAUGGUGGACAUGCUUGCAUUACGGUUAUGCUAUCCAUUGACACUCAUCAACAACAACAACUACAUCUACUGCCGCAAAACAUUAUCUCCUCUUUGGAACACCAAACCUCGCAGUUACAGCUUCUUCAAACUGGAAGCCAGAAACAGCAAAGCUUCCUUCAACGAAGCUGCUUUCGAGGCAGAGCGGCUCACACUCGACGCCGAAGCUCGCCAAGCCAUGGCGGAUUCUCUACAAGAAGAUCCCAAAGCUUGGAAAUGGGUAAUCCGAAAGAGAAUAUGGGAUGCGAUGGAAGCUAAUAACUUUGCACAGAACCCGAGACCCGUUCACCACCGUAUCCCCAAUUUCGUUUCCGCUUCUGUUGCUGCUGAUAAGAUGAGGGAACUAGAUGUUUUCCGUGUUGCACAAUGUGUGAAGGUUAAUCCAGAUUCUCCUCAGAAACAAGUUAGAUAUCUCACUCUUUCAGAUGGAAAGAAGUUGUUAACUCCUCAACCACGCCUAAGAACAGGUUUUUUCUCUGUAAUUGAGUCCAAUAUGUUAACUUCGGGUACCAUCAAGGAAGCCUGUACUUCUGUUGGGGUUGCCAAAUAUGGACGUCCAAUUGGAUUAGAUGAAAAGAUAAAGGUAGAUCUUAUUGUUAUUGGAUCUGUUGCUGUUGACCCGACGACAGGUGCUCGAUUGGGAAAGGGAGAGGGAUUUGCAGAACUUGAAUAUGGUAUGCUGCGGUACAUGGGAGCUAUUGAUGAUUCAACACUAGUUGUUACCUCUGUGCAUGACUGCCAAUUGGUGGAUGAUAUUCCAGUUGAAAAGCUGUUAAUCCAUGAUGUACCAGUGGAUAUCAUUUGUACUCCAACUCAGGUCAUUUUUACAAAUACAUCCAUUCCAAAGCCUCAAGGAAUUUAUUGGGACAAAUUGUCUCCUGAGAAGUUGGGACAAAUUCGUAUACUUAGAGAGCUCAAAAGAAGGAUUGAAUUAGAGACUGGACAAAAGCUUCCUACUGGUCCAUCAGAAAAUUUGCCUCCUACUGCUCAACGAAGUAGAAGGGGUUAACUAGUAAAUAUGAGUUGUGAUGGAUCUAUGUAUAUAUUGGAAAUGUUUAACAUAUAAUUCAGAAAGGAAAUGGAUAAUACGGCUAUAUGAAUACCAAUUCUAAAGUAAUUCAAGCAAGUAUUGAAGUAUUUAACCAAUCUGAAUCUUGCUUAUGAAGCCUCAGAAGUAGUGUUAUAUGUUACUAUUGGAUUUCAUGAAAGUUGGAAGCAUAUAAAGAGCGAAAUGAGUGAAUUCACUUGACUUAUCAUUAAAUAACUGUUUUUUUAAAUCUAAACAUUUUUGUGUCA
Messenger RNA from Cicer arietinum (chickpea), 1385 nucleotides. Its product is annotated as 5-formyltetrahydrofolate cyclo-ligase-like protein COG0212. NCBI's taxonomy places the organism in Eukaryota, Viridiplantae, Streptophyta, Magnoliopsida, Fabales, Fabaceae. Gene Ontology annotation, cellular component: cytoplasm. The record is from RefSeq and is a predicted model, not a curated record.